UACAAGAAGGUCACCAAUCAAGUCAAGCCCAUUGCCACCACUCUACCCGAAGAGUUUCGAAUCAUGCGCAGAAAGCCAUCCGAUCCAUUCGAAGGGCUUCCGGUGCUGCCAACUCAUCUGGCGGAGUACGUACCUUGGGGCAGGUACACCCGGGAAUGGUGCGAGGCCCUGGACAUUUUGGGCAGCGAUUUCCUUUGGCCCGAGGAGGCGAAGCUGGUCGACUUCUUGAUGUGCAUUCACAACAAGACCUUUGCCUGGGACGAGUCAGAGAAGGGGCAGUUUUGGGAGGAGUACUUCGACCCAGUCAUAAUUCUGACAGUGGAACAUGUCCCGUGGGUCCUAAGGAACAUGCCGAUUCCUCCA
Messenger RNA from Laetiporus sulphureus 93-53, 363 nucleotides. RefSeq lists its product as uncharacterized. The annotation marks the transcript as partial. NCBI's taxonomy places the organism in Eukaryota, Fungi, Basidiomycota, Agaricomycetes, Polyporales, Laetiporaceae. The transcript has a single exon. The record is from RefSeq and is a predicted model, not a curated record.